This is a messenger RNA of Aricia agestis (brown argus), 2188 nucleotides long. It is a transcript of the gene Fcp1, whose product is annotated as RNA polymerase II subunit A C-terminal domain phosphatase. Lineage: Eukaryota; Metazoa; Arthropoda; Insecta; Lepidoptera; Lycaenidae. Gene Ontology annotation, cellular component: nucleus. The coding region runs from base 34 to 2124 and encodes 696 amino acids. Gene Ontology annotation, molecular function: RNA polymerase II CTD heptapeptide repeat phosphatase activity. The record is from RefSeq and is a predicted model, not a curated record. The transcript is spliced from 12 exons.
GUUCUAAACGCAAAUGCGCAAUUUCCGUUCAAAAUGGCGGACCAUACUGUGUCUAUUUCUGUUCCAUCAGAAAAACCUCUAAAAGUAGAAAAAUGGAAAAUAAAACAAGGUGCAUCUGUAUCAACGGGCCAAAUAUUAUUUUUAUACAGUGAUUCAUCGGGCAAAGAUACCGUAAUAAAGAAAUUCAAAGCGGUGCACGCUGGUACCGUCACAUCCAUCAAGGUGAAAGAAGGAGACAUCGUCGAACCAGGAGGAUGCAUUGGAGAGCUAAAAGUAUGCCGACAUCCAACUGUUAUGGCAGAAAUGUGCGCAGAAUGUGGUGCAGAUCUUCGCGCAGAACAAACCCCCAAUUUCGACGUCGCUGUGGUACCAAUGGUCCAUUCGGUGCCUGAGUUAAAAGUGUCUGAGGAGUUGGCACUAAAACUAGGCAGGGAGGAUGCUGAUCGCUUACUCAAACAUAGGAAGUUGGUCUUACUAGUUGAUCUUGAUCAAACAUUAGUUCAUACAACGAAUGAUGAUAUACCACCAAACUUAAAGGGAGUAUUGCACUUCUUCCUCCGUGGUCCCGGCAAUCAGGGUAGAUGGUGUCACACAAGGCUACGUCCCAGAACCCAAGAGUUUCUUGAAUCAGCUGCGAAGAAUUACGAGUUACAUGUGUGUACAUUUGGGGCAAGACAGUAUGCUCAUGCUGUCGCUGAACUGCUUGACCCUGGGAAGAAGUACUUCUCUCAUAGAAUACUGUCACGUGAUGAAUGCUUUGAUGCUAGAACUAAAUCUGCUAAUUUGAAGGCUCUGUUUCCAUGUGGGGACAAUAUGGUGUGUAUCAUUGAUGAUCGAGAGGAUGUAUGGCGGCAUGCAGCUAACCUCAUCCAUGUCCGUCCAUACUCCUUCUUUCAGUCAACGGGGGAUAUCAAUGCACCACCACCGUUUCUUGAAGAAAAAAGUAAACUAGGCGGUAAAAAUGGAUCACAAGUUAAUAAUGAUUUACCAACGCUAGAUGCUGAGCCCAUAAUAGAGAAAAAUGAUACAGAGAGUAAAGAAAAUAUAGAUGUAAAAGUAAACGACGGUGACAAUGGUAAGGUAGUGGAUAAAGAUAAAUCAGAGAAAUCUGAUAAACCAGAAAUAACAGAAAAAAUUGAAAAAUCAGAGAAAGUAGAUAUACAAGAUGCUCCAAAACUGGCGGCCACAGGUCAAGCUUGGAUAAAAAAUGCAGACGGUGAGCUAGAGGCGGAAGAUCCAGAUGAUUAUUUAAUAUAUUUAGAAGAUAUUCUAAAAAGAAUACAUAAGCAUUUCUAUGAUGUGUAUGACAAAAUGGGCAAGAAAGAAAUACCGGACCUCAAGUUUAUCAUACCAGAAGUCAAAAGCAAAGUAUUGUCCGGAGUUAGUUUGGUAUUCAGUGGGUUGGUACCAACGCAUCAGAGGUUAGAGACGUCAAGAGCUUAUCUCGUCGCUAAAAGCUUGGGUGCUGAAGUAACUCAAGAUUUUACGGAGAACUCUACACAUUUAGUUGCGGUAAGAUCUGGCACAGCUAAAGUAAAUGCGAGCAGAAAAAUGGUGGAGAGUAAAAAGCUGCAAGUAGUAACACCAGAAUGGCUUUGGAGCUGUGCUGAGAGGUGGGAGAGAGUUGAUGAGAGGCUAUAUCCAUUGCAGAGAGGGGGACAGAGCACAGCGCGUCGGCCGCCGGCGCACUGCAGCAGUCCGCCCCCCGCGCCCGCGCCCCGCAAGCGCACGCCGUCCGGCCGCUUCGCUGACACCAUCAACCCCUUGCUCGUGUUCUCCAGCGACGACAUAGCAGACAUGGAUAGGGAGGUGGAGGAUAUAUUUAAUGAAUCAGAUGAGAGUUCGUCAGAUGACGGCAAAGAUCCAGAUGACGUUGAUGACGAGGAGAAUAUACCAGAGAACAGGCUUAUUAACAUAGAAGCAGAAAUUAAUAACAGUUCACAAGACGGGUUACCUGGAGAUGAUGAUUCAAUGGAUUCAAAUACAGAAGACGGUUUGAGGCCAGCAAAACGACCAAGGCCCUCAACACCUCCUUCAGAUGACGAUGGACCACCAGACGACGAUGAUAGCUCAUGGAAUCUAAUGGGUGCUGCACUUGAACGGGAAUUCCUAGCGCAGGACUGAUGCCUGCAAUGUUGUGAACAGAUACUAGCUGUAUGGUUUUGGAGCAAUAAAGCUUUUGUUAUAU